CGGAAGGAUGGGGAGUGGUGGAACGAACAGUUUUUUUUUUUAUGUUGCAAGGCACUUUGGGGCGAAAAGUGGUACUUCGCGCGUUGAUAUUGCAGACAACUAUUCUGAUUGGCUAACCGUCCCGAGAACCAGCAGUGCCUGAGCUCUCACAAUCAACCCGAUCCCCACUUCUAUUCAUCCAUUCGCACAGGAAACAGAUCCAUCAGCGACAAAUCGAGUACGGAUCAUGGCCAGCCACCUCCGCCUGAUUCGGCACGCAGUGCCCUCGUCAAAAGACCAACUACCACUCCUAUAUACGUCCAACCUGCGCACUCAGUUCACUAACGGUCGUUCAGGCACGCAGGCGUUCCUCGGUGCAGUAUGGACCAGGCGAGACUUUUCCACCACACCCAGGAGGUCCAAUGAUCGCCCUUCAUCGUCUUCACCUCCAUCCUCCAUUGCAGGGGAUACCAAUGGUUCCAAGAACCUCACGGGCAAGGAUAAAGUCGCACAGGAAGCCGCCGAAGGAGACUCACAGAGGAAAAUGGCAGAGGAGGCAGAGAGAAAGAGGGUCGAGGCCCAGGACGCAGCUCUGAAGGAAAUCCUGAAUAGUGCGGCUGCUGAGAAAAAAAAGAUCGAGGAGGAAGCACUCAAGGUUGCAAAGGAAAAGGCUGAGCGCGCAGCUAAAGAGGCGGCAGAGAAGCUGGCCAGAGAACAACGACAACAGCAGCAGCAACAGCAGCGGCAGCAACAGCAACAACAGCAAUUGGCCAAGUCAUCAAUCGCCGACUCGACUGCGGAAGCAACAAAGGCAACGCAGCCUCGCCAGGGGAGUACUAUUGUGUCGGCAGCAGCAUCUGAUGCGACAUCACCGUCAAAGGAUGCCAAGGAGAAGGAUCAAUCGCGGAAAACAGCAGAGACGUCUUUAGGCUCUAAGGAUCCAUCGACCGCAUCAGGCCAGCAUGGCGAAGUUGUCAAACAGUCGUCAACGCAAUCUGGAUUAGCUGAAGAUCCCUUAGAGCCCUUCAAGGCGAGGCUGCUACCGUAUAAAAAGUCGAUUGAAUCCUCAACAGAGUACAUCCGGUCCUCCAUCCCCGACAGCUUGCGCCAACUCUCAGAAUCUGUGAAGCGGAAGGAUUAUCGGGAUACGAUCGCUCAGUUAUCGGAGCAUCUCAAUAACUUUACGGGAUAUAACGCCAUCAACGAUCUAAAGCACAAGGUUAUUGCGCAUGGUGAAAGUCUUGAUGACGCUCGUAUCAAAUUGGCCCAAGCAAAAUACGCCUACGAGGACGCCAUUAGCACUCGAUCUGACACUCAAAAGGCCAUCAAUGACCUGCUCCAGCGCAAGCACCUUUGGUCUCCAGACGAUGUGAUCCGUUUCACAGAUCUCUACCGCUCAGAGCACGCCAACGAGCAGGCGGAACAAAAGACCAAGAUAGAAUACAAGCAGGCAGAAUCGAACGUCGAAGAGAAAUCCAGGAGGCUGACGAGGGUUAUUAUGGAACGGUACCAUGAGGAACAGGUCUGGAGUGACAAGAUUCGAGCCGCAAGCACAUACGGAACAUGGGGCCUCGUGGGUGUGAACGUCAUGGCAUUCUUGAUUGUCCAAGCAUUUGUGGAGCCGAGAAGACGUCGCAAACAAGUCGAGCGGUACGAGGAGUUGGUUCGGGACUUGACUGAGCGGGGAAUUUUGCCUGAAAAGGCUCUAUCGAUUGAGACUACAGCUGGCUCUAACGGCGGCAUUACUGGCGUGGCACAGGGCCCCAAUACAGUAGACCAAGUCUCGGAUAAUACUUUGAUUUCAACUGCAGAGUCCACUCCAGUUGCCAUCGGCGGUGCACUUUCAGGAGGCGAGGAUGUGCUACAGAGGCUUAUAAAGAGUGCGGAACGUCAAGAAGAGCGACUCGACCGUAUGGAGGACCUGCUGCUCAAGCAGGCCUCUGGAGAACAGGACAAGCGUUUGCCCAAGUUGAUCCUGGAGGAGAUGCACGGCUCUGUGGAGAAUGGUGAGUUGGUGUUGGCAGAGGACGGGUCGAUUGUGCUGCUGUCCGAGGGAGAUGAUGGGGAGACUAUUGACCUCGGUGAAGCAUGGCGGGAGGAAUUGGGCAAACGAUCCAAGGUCAACACCGAGGGCAUGCAGAGUCGUCUGUCGCUGAUCUUGCAAGACGGGGAUGCAGAGGUGCCUGCGAGACGACGGGACUUUUUGGUCAGUGGUCUGGGAGGCGCACUCGUCGGAGGGUUGAUAGCCGUUGCUGUGAUGAUGAACCGAUAGAUAGACGGAUGAAUGUAGACGUUACUAGAGUGAGCGCCGGUAUCCAUUUGAAAUAGACGACAUGAGCAUGUAUGUACAAUAAAUAAAUAGCUAAGGAUUUUUCA
Molecule: messenger RNA, 2355 nt
Organism: Gamsiella multidivaricata
Lineage: Eukaryota; Fungi; Mortierellomycota; Mortierellomycetes; Mortierellales; Mortierellaceae
Product: Mdm33 family-domain-containing protein
Exons: 2
Coding region: 227-2251 (674 amino acids)
Biological process (GO): inner mitochondrial membrane organization
Cellular component (GO): mitochondrial inner membrane
Source: RefSeq, a predicted model, not a curated record